Bursaphelenchus xylophilus (pine wood nematode) is the source of this 3091-nucleotide messenger RNA. The record is from the annotation of a GenBank genome assembly. NCBI's taxonomy places the organism in Eukaryota, Metazoa, Nematoda, Chromadorea, Rhabditida, Aphelenchoididae.
AUGAGGUCACCGUCGGAGUUGUCGGAUUUGGAGUUGAGAGAUGAGUUGAAGGCACUGGGCUUCCAAGCGGGUCCAAUUACGGGAAAUACUAGGAAUCUGAUGGAGAGAAAACUCCAAACUCUCAGAGAUAAGGCAGCUGGAGUGGAAGCGCCAAAGAAACCGCAAAGAGUUAGAAAGUCUCCUGUCAAAUCUCCAGACCCGAAGCCAUCGAGAAGCCCAUCAUCUAGCUCUGGAAGACAAGCUCCACCUUCCAGAAGCCGAUCCAACUCUAGGUCCAGAAAGGAAACAACGGAUCAAAGAGCGGCUUUAAGUAGUCUUGAUUUUGAUCAGGAGGAAUCAAACGAUAUGAGUAGUACAAGGAGAAUUGUGGUUUCUCCGAAUGAGAAUGCCUACAGUUCCAGAAGAAAUGAAAGAACAGAAAAGGAAAGUUCCAAUUCUCUCCCCAGGUCUGCGAAAUUGACACCUUCGGAGCCAGUCUCUCCCCCACCCAAUAGAUCUACUUUCAAAAGAACUCCUACUCCUACAAGACCAACCCUUCAGAAAUCGCGGGAGCCCAUCAGCAGAAUUGAUACUGGAGGUAUGUCUUCUUAUUGCUUUACAUUAUUUUUUAGUGUUUGGGUCAAGAGAAACAAGUCAGGCGGAAGAAGAUGAUCACUUUGAAUCUUCUCGUCUUCUUUCUCCUGAUGAACGAAGGCGAUUUAACAGCCAAUUUGGAGGAAAAAAGGAAUCUCCGCUGGAUAAAAUAAAAAGUAUGGGCUCCUCGGCCAUAGGAUUUCUUCAGAGGUCCAACAAAAAACAAUAUGUUAACUAUCCAUCCGAAAGAGGCCUUUACGGAACUCCAGGAGGUCGUUAUUCCCCCAUUUCCUCCCGAACUCAGAUCAGAGAACCUUCUCCGAGCAGAACUUCUGAUAUCCCCAAGUAUAUACUCAUCUUUUUUUUGUCAUUUACUCUGCUUUUAUUCAUUGCCUACAUCUCUACUGCUCACAGUCACACUGUUGAGAAAGGAAAGGCUGUCGUUGUUGGUAAGUGUAGUAUUGGCUUGGCUUUUAUUGUUUAUUUUUAGGAACUGUGACCGAUGUUUUUUCCUUGAUCUACAACUACGCCGUUGUCCCCGCCAUUUGUACUGUUUUGUGUAAGUCGUGUAGUAAAUUUUUAUAUUUUUUAAGUUGUUGGUUUGGGCACCGUCCUCUUCUACUUCUACAGAAGCAACAAAGCUAACAAGGAAAAGUUUGAAAAUGCAGCGAUGAAUCUGGUGGAUCAGAUUGCAGGUAGGUGUAGUUAGAAAAAAACAUGGCUUAGAUCGAGUCCGCAGUGCGGGGAUUGACGGCGUGGCUGAAACUCACCUCAGGGAUCAGAUUUAUCCCCCUACCAGAAGAUCGGAGGAAGAGUCCAGACUGUGGAGGUAUGCAGCCUCAUUUAUCAAUGAAAAGGACAGCCGAAUCAGGUCCGAAAGUCAGCUGAUCAACGGAGUGGAAUGCAAUGUAUGGAUAUGGGUAGUGGCCAAGCCUGAUGGAUGGCAAGGAAGUGGUAAGGUUUCUCUUUCUGAACCUGUCUUCUCAUUCUUCUUUCACAUAAAGGGUAUAUUACGUGGUUCACCCGGAGCUUCCAACCUUGUUUCAGGUACUUCUCCGCCAAUAAUGCACCAAUUUCUAUAAAACAUUUUCAUUCCAAAUUUUGGAGUCCGAAAUCGGUGAAAAUUCGAAAAUUUUUGCAAAGUUUUUCGCUUGGGCUUCUCGGACAAAGAGCAUUCGAGGGAAAAAUUACCCUCUAGGGCAGAAAUAGGUAUGAAACCUUCCGUGUCGAAAUUUGGAAAAAAAGUGUCAAAUACGAUCUAAAAAUCUCGGCCGGGUUCGCAAAGCGCUGGCUAGGAUUAUCGUUUUUCAUAAAAAAAAAUAAAACUUGUGCCAAGUUUCAUCCCUGUAAAUGAAACUUCUGUUAGUAGAAGAAAAAAUUGACGACAGACAAUGCACAAUAGUUGCAAAUACUUUUCAAGGCAUUACUUUUGUUUUCUGUGGUAAAUGGCUUAAUGAGUCGAAAUCUUUGAAAAAUGCGAACAAAUGGGUGAGGGUAUCUACAUGGGGUAUCUACAUGCAUGACAACAUCCACCCCGAAGAUGCAUAGCAAGUUUUGAGGCUUAGAUUGUCCGAAAAACCCGCUUUCGUUCUCAUUCGUCGGACUCGGUACCUCGCCGAGACUAAACUAUGCUUUUUGCUCGAUGUUGAACUGUUUCUUAUCCGCGGACAGGAUCUUCUUCCAUCGCUGAGGUGCGGCGCUUGGUGUCGGAACGCUUGGGUUUCCGACAUCUUUUGAGCCGUGCUAAUUUGUCGUCCUCGGUGAGGCACUGUACUUUUUUGAGCUUGUAAGACUUUUGGCUAUUCGACGGAUUGCAAAUCAAAGGGCUAGGACAGAAAACUGAGAACUUAAUGGAAAAACAAUUUUUUGGCUACACUCAAAUGUUUUUGCGGCAGAGCCCGGGACAAAAAUUUCGCAUUUUUUUAUCACCCUGUAAGAUUAGAAGCUCCUGCUGAACCACUCUGGUCAAGUUUGAUAUCGUAUAAACAAAAAGAUUAAGUUUCUAUUGGUCUCUGUCUACGUUUUCGUUAUGAUGUAUUAUGCUUAAAUAAAUUUUUGGUUUAGCAAUUGAUGAGACUUCUCCUCAGAAGUUGAGCAGGGCCCCCACCAGAGCCUUCAAGAUCCGGAAUAUUGAUGAUGGAAAUCGGUAAGUUAUCGUUUUUUGUAAGGGAAGCGAGUGGAAGGGUACCUAUGGAAUAUUUGUAGCCCAAGAGAAGCUGAACGCAUCAAAAAGGAGAUCGAAGAGAAGAUCGCACCUGUGAAGGCACUCCAUUACGAAUUGAAAAAGUCCUCGACCUACGAACCUUAUCUUUUCAUGGCCUUUAACACCAUUGAAGACACCACCAAAGCCUUUCAGGCUCUCCAUUCCCAGUGGUUUAAUGGAGAACUUUUGAAUGUAAAAUACAUGCACGAAGACAGAUACAUCAACAGAUUUCCAGAAGUUAGAUUCCCUGGGGGCGCAACUCCUGGACCCAUCAUCGACAGCAAUGGCAAUCCAUCUCCUCAUCGUUUCCAUUAA